Acanthosepion pharaonis is the source of this 606-nucleotide messenger RNA. The record is from the annotation of a GenBank genome assembly. Lineage: Eukaryota; Metazoa; Mollusca; Cephalopoda; Sepiida; Sepiidae.
AUGUCAGUUUUCUCUCUCUCUCUCACUCUCUCUCUCUCUCUCUCUCUCUCUCUCUCUCUCUCUCUCUCUCUCUCUCCUUCUGAGAGCGCUGUCCUGCCAUUCAUUUACACAAUGUCGUUGCUUUCUUUCUUUCAUUCAUCAGACUUCAGAUUGGGUAUUUUUCUUCCUUUCUUUCUUUCUUUCUUUCUUUCUUUCUUUCUUUCUUUCUUUCUUUCUUUCUUUAUUUAUUUCCUUCUUUCUUUCUUUCAUUCUUUCUUUCUUUCUUUCUUUCUUUCUUUCUUUCAUUUCUCACUUUCGGCUAUGAAUUAUUCUGUUCUAUUUUUCUCUCUUUUCUUUCAUGUUUCUAAUUUUCUAGUUUUCAUUCUUUCUCUCGUUUUUAAGGCACGAUUUUAUUCUAUUUUUCUUUCUCUUUUUCUUUCCUUCUUUUCUUUUUUCAUUAAUUUGGUCAUAGGGUUAUUUUUUUCUUUUCCUUUUUCAACAUUUUCAGUUAAGUUUCAUGAUUUCUUUCGCUUUAUCUCUUCUUUCUUUCUUUCUUACUUUCUUUCUUUCUUUCUUUCUCUCUUUCUUACUUUCUUUCUUUCUUUCUUUCUUUCUUUCUUCUUCUAA